AUGGUCUGCGAACAAAGUAUUAUUGGUGCUCGGGCGUCGGUCAUGGUGUACGACGAUGUGCAGCGGAAGUGGAUACCGUCCGGCAGCUCGUCCGGUUUGAGCAAGGUGCAAAUUUUCCACCAUCAGCAAAACAACACGUUCCGCGUCGUUGGCCGGAAACUGCAGGAUCAUGAGGUCGUCAUUAACUGUUCGAUCAUCAAGGGCCUCAAGUAUAACCAGGCCACCGCCACGUUUCACCAAUGGCGUGAUUCAAAGUUCGUGUACGGGUUAAACUUUUCCAGCCCGAUGGAUGCGGAAGCAUUUGCCCGUGCCAUGAUGCACGCCCUAGAUGUUUUGAGUGGACGAGUUCCACCCUCGUCGACGCUGCAAACAACCAACCCGAACCCGGGUCAGAUGGUUGCGGCGUACGAGGAGGACAUGGGCUAUCGUACGAUGACCCGUGAAGAUGCGGCCAUCAUGCAGCAACAGCAGCAGAUGACUAGUCAACCGCCGGGUGUGGGACCACCACAGCAACCACCCAACUCUAUACCGGGCCCGGGCGGUGGCAUACUGUCCCCCCAAACACCCACAUCUCAAACGCUGCCAUCGCAAGCCACACCGCAACAGCAGCAACAGACGCAUCAUCGUACAAACAGUGCACCACCGGUCCCGCCAGCGUUACCGUCGACACAGCAGCAGGCAUCGCAGCAGGCGGCACAGCAGCAGCAACAGAAACCGAUCUAUGCAUCACAGCAAAGCAACAGCAGUACCAACAGUAUUACCUAUGGAAGCAAUGCGCAACAGUAUCCGCAGCCAAUCUACGUAGCAUCGAAUCAAAACCAUCAAAUGCUGAAUCAGUCGGUGUUGCCACCGCAACCGCCGCAACAACCGCCACCCCCACAGCAACAACAGCAGCCACCGUUGAACCUUUCGAACGGUUCGAUUUACGCGACGGCCACGUGCUCCCCGAGCGCGACUAACAGCAAUCCGUCGAAUCCGAUCUACGCCGGUCAGCAGCAGCUAGUGUCGCAACAGCAGCAACAACAGCAACAGUCGCAACCACAGCCACCGCCACCACCGAUGAUGAUGCCACCGAAUGGUUACGGGCCGCCGAACGGUGUCGGUGGCCCGUACGGUGCCGGACAACCACAGUACGGCAUUCCACCGGUUCCACAGAUGCCAAUGCAGCCGCUUCAACCACCAUCCCAGAUGCAACAAACGAACGCACCUCCACCACCGCCAAUGAUGCCGCCGAUGUUCCCCAUGUCUGCACCAUCGAAUGUACCACAGCCUCCAGCACCGCCCAUGCCACCAAAUCUGAGUAAUGCGGCCGCUCCACCACCACCACCACCCCCGCCCGGAAUGCUUUCAUCGAAACCAGGUGAAAUAAAUUCCUUGGCCCUCCAGCUGGCCAGUGCCAAACUGAAACGCAGCCAACCACCGAAGGGUUCGUCAUCGGUAGCGGCGGGUAAUGUUGGUGCGUCGUCCACUUCCACGCUAGCGUCCUCCACUAGCGGCAACAAUGCCGUAUCGUCCACCGUGACGGAAAACAGCGGCAGCAGUACAUCGAGCGGAGGUAGUGGUAAUUAUGGAACCAUAGGACGAUCGUCAUCUGGUAUGGCAUCGAUGAUGGAUGAAAUGGCAAAAACUCUUGCUAGGCGUCGGGCGCAGGCGGAAAAGAAGGAGCCGGACUCCAACGAUGAUGCUGGUGCAGCAGGAUCCGGAGGUCGCCAGCGGGCCUGGGAAAAAUCAAGCACCCUACCGCACAAACUAGGCAGCAAUAAUGCUAGCGGCGGCGGUGGUACCAAUUCUGGCCAGGGUGGUGCUAGUCUGAGCGGUUCGGAAUCACCGAAACCGUCGCGGAAACGUUUUGGCAGUGCCAGCGAAGAAACGAUACUGAAGCAGAUAAAUGGUGGUGACAGUUUCUCCCUUCCGACUGCGGUAGAGUUCGACAAUCUGAAGGAGGAAAUAUUGCGCGAAAUGCGCAACGAGCUUGCGAAAGCGAAGCAAGAAAUUAUAGAAGCUAUCAAAUCCGAAUUCAACCGCAGGUAA
Molecule: messenger RNA, 2031 nt
Organism: Anopheles marshallii
Lineage: Eukaryota; Metazoa; Arthropoda; Insecta; Diptera; Culicidae
Gene: ena
Product: protein enabled
Exons: 10
Coding region: 1-2031 (676 amino acids)
Molecular function (GO): SH3 domain binding
Source: RefSeq, a predicted model, not a curated record